Caenorhabditis remanei is the source of this 546-nucleotide messenger RNA. RefSeq lists its product as uncharacterized. The coding region runs from base 1 to 546 and encodes 181 amino acids. The transcript has 2 exons. The record is from RefSeq and is a predicted model, not a curated record. NCBI's taxonomy places the organism in Eukaryota, Metazoa, Nematoda, Chromadorea, Rhabditida, Rhabditidae.
AUGUUCAACCUUCAAAAGCGUAUCAACGGCAACGACGCGGAUCGUCACUAUAUGGAGACGCGGAUCGCAGUGAGAGAUCGACUUUUGGCUCAAGAAAUGCGAGAUCUCGAAGUCGCUAUGCGCGGUCAAAAGAUGUGGAAACUCUCAGUCCCUGAAGCCAACAUCAUCCACGAGCUGUCACUCACCGUCACCCCACAGGAAGGCAUCUACAAGGGCGGCCUAUUCCGCUUCCACAUCACCGUCCCACCAGAGUACAACAACUCGCCACCACUCGUCAAGUGUCUCACACGUGUCUGGCAUCCGAACAUCACCGAGGACGGCGCUAUUUGUUUGUCGAUCCUCCGUCAGAACUCACUGGAUCAGUAUGGGUGGAGACCGACGAGAAAUCUUCGAGAGGUCGUUCACGGACUCGUCUCGUUGUUCACUGAUCUCAUCGAUUUCGAUGAUCCGUUGAACGUGCAAGCCGCCGAGAUGUGGGCGAAGAAUAAGGAUGGGUUCGAGUACAAGGCGAGGGACUACAUCAACAAGUACUGCAAGGUUAAAUAA